AUGUCACUUGAAGGUUUCCUCAGCAAUCCUAUUCAUAAAUUUCAAUACUGGCCACGUUAUGUGUGCCGUUUAAUUAGAAUGCGACCCGUUUAUCGAAAAGAAUUGUUGGGCUGGCGUUUUCAAACGGAUCACAUGUAUCAAACAGGUGAUCCACUACCUAAUGAAUCGAGGGAAGAAAAAUUUCUCCCAGUAUGGCACUUCACUGAAAAGGCUCCUUGGAAUAUUGCCAACCGUUUAUCAGAGUUUCCAUAUCCUAAUUUAACCUGGUGUGUUAUUCAUGAAAAUGGCCGAAAAGAGGCACGAAAAUUACGACCUUUGCCACCAGAGGAGCAAUUAAUUUUCAAGGGUGAUCGUGUCCGAGUACUUGUUGGACCUCAUAAAGGAAGAACCGGUAUAGUAUCAUCUGUUCUAAAAAUGAGGCGCCUGGUAUAUGUAGAAGGACUUAACUAUCGUAUCACUAAAUCCCCAUACCAAAACAGCUUAAAACUGAGUGAAGACCCUCUGGAUAUGGAUACUGAGGUUGCGCUGCUCGAUCCGUCUAAUAAUGAACCUUGCAAAUGCGCUUGGCGGUACACUGAUGAUGGUGAUCGUGUUCGUGUCUCACUAUAUUCCGGUCACAUAAUACCUUUACCGAACACAUCUCAUAUUUUGGACGACCUAACCGACCCGAAAACAGCUGUUGACGGACCGAAAGAUACUAGAGAAUCAGAUGUAUCGAAUAAAACAGUCCUUACAGAUUCUGAUAUGCGCUUUGAUGUAAGCGUAUCGAAGCAUUUAGGACUUGAGCAUUCACCAGCUGAGCCAACGCCAACUUACUGGUAUUGA
Trichobilharzia regenti is the source of this 825-nucleotide messenger RNA. Lineage: Eukaryota; Metazoa; Platyhelminthes; Trematoda; Strigeidida; Schistosomatidae. The record is from the annotation of a GenBank genome assembly.